AUGUAUUCGGCAAAGCUUAACAUGGGUACAUAUUUGGAUAUUGUAAAGAAAGUAGACAGUGUCCCCUACCUGCAUGAGAAGGACCAUGAUCAUUUCACCAAAAACAUUUACACUUUAUAUUCCCAUGAUGCGUCAUUCCAGCUAGGUUAUAUACUACCAAUUAUAUGCAAGGAACUUUCAAAAUUCCCGGAAUAUUUUCACAUAGACGAUUGUGAUAAGUCGUUGAAGUUUAGUUCUUCUCUCAAAAGUAUCGAAACACGUUGCCAAGCACUUGAGGAAAUUGGCAAAAUUUGGAGAUCUUCUAACAAAUUUGAAACAUUGAAAGGUUGGAGAAAUGAAAAAUAUACAAUUUAUGACAAUGACGGAGAACCGUACUUUUAUCUGGAGAGAUCAAUGUGCCCAUUGUUUGGCGUCGUCAUGUAUGGUGUCCAUAUCAAUGGGUAUGUUAAGGAUAGUCGUGGAAAUUACAGAGUAUGGGUCCCAAGGAGAGCUGCCGACAAAGCUACAUUUCCGGGAAUGCUAGACAAUACAGUUGCCGGGGGUUUGGGCUAUCCAUAUGGACCAGAAGAAACUGUAUUUAAAGAAUGUUAUGAAGAGGCAGGAUUAGAAGAAUCUUAUCUUGUUGAUAGGAUCAAGUCAUGUGGCUCUGUAUCAUAUCUCUACCAACUGAAUAAAAAUGUUUUCAACAGUGAAUUGGGAUUGAUACAACCAGAAGUGGAAUAUAUCUAUGAUUUACAGAUGGACAGCGAGACUAUUCCUCAUCCCGUUGACCAUGAAGCUGAGGACUUUAGAUUGAUGGAUCUCGAAGAAAUAAAAGAGAGACUAUUGGAUGGUGAAUUUAAGGAUAACUGUGGUGCAGUGAUGAUUGAUUUCAUGAUUAGACACUCAUUACUAAAACCGGAAGAUGAAGCCAACUUUGUUGAAAUAAAUAGUAGACUCCAUAGGUUUCUACCUUUCCCAGUGAAAUCAAACUAG
Pichia kudriavzevii is the source of this 975-nucleotide messenger RNA. RefSeq lists its product as uncharacterized. The record is from RefSeq and is a predicted model, not a curated record. Gene Ontology annotation, molecular function: 8-oxo-dGDP phosphatase activity. NCBI's taxonomy places the organism in Eukaryota, Fungi, Ascomycota, Pichiomycetes, Pichiales, Pichiaceae. Bases 1 to 975 code for a protein of 324 amino acids. The transcript has a single exon.